Messenger RNA from Pyrus x bretschneideri (Chinese white pear), 1503 nucleotides. Its product is annotated as protein REVEILLE 3. The record is from RefSeq and is a predicted model, not a curated record. Gene Ontology annotation, molecular function: DNA binding. Lineage: Eukaryota; Viridiplantae; Streptophyta; Magnoliopsida; Rosales; Rosaceae. The coding region runs from base 183 to 1241 and encodes 352 amino acids. The transcript has 9 exons.
GGUUACAUUCUAAACCACAUUUAAUUUCCUACCAAAAUCACAAGGCAAAGCAAAGCAACAAAAGCCAUCACAAUUCAGAGAGAAAAUUUCACUUUUGUGUGGUUUAUUUACAAACUUGAUAGCUUUCACUACUUGUAUUUGAUAAUUUCAGCUUUCGGCUUGUAGCUUUUAGCUUCUAGCUCAUGGUGUCCGUGAAUCCAAACCCACCUCAAGGUUUCUACUUAUUCGAUCCCAUGAAUAUGGGUCUUCCGGGUCUCAGUUCUAUGCCGCCACCGCCGCCGCCGACGACUGGUGUUGCUUCAGCUACGGCGGCGACCAGUACGACUGCUGCCUGCACGCCGUCGUCCGCGACCGCAAACGCCGCGUCGAUGUCGGCGGAUGAUCAGAGCAAGAAAAUCCGGAAACCGUAUACGAUUACCAAGUCGAGAGAAAGCUGGACGGACCAGGAGCACGACAAGUUUCUCGAAGCUCUUCAGCUAUUUGAUCGUGAUUGGAAGAAGAUUGAAUCAUUUGUUGGCUCAAAAACAGUUAUCCAGAUCCGCAGUCAUGCACAGAAGUACUUUUUGAAGGUUCAGAAGAAAGGGACAAGCGAACAUGUACCUCCACCUAGGCCAAAGAGGAAAGCAACUCACCCAUACCCUCAAAAAGCUCCAAAAAGUGCUGCAGUUGUAUCUCAAAUAGCUGGGCCGUUUCAAUCUUCAUCUGAUUUGCUUGAACAUGGAUAUGUUUACCAGCCAGAUUCCUCAUUUGUGCUUGGAACUCCAGUUAAUGCUGCAACGUUAUCUCCUUGGAGUUGUAAUUCUGUGCCACCAGUCAACAUGUCACAAACUAAAGACGAAGGAAGGUUAUCUGGGCCAACUGUUACACAUAACUCUUGCUACAGUAGUAGCAACGAAAGCAACCCGAUAAAUUGCAAAAUGCGUGAGACAGUUGAUGGAGUAGGUCCUGGCCAGCCACAAAGAGUUUUGCCAGAUUUUGCUCAGGUGUAUAAAUUUAUCGGAAGUGUGUUCGACCCCAGUACAACUAAUCAUAUGGAGAGGCUGAGACAAUUGGAUCCCAUAAAUUUGGAAACAGCAUUUUUGCUGAUGCGGAACCUCUCCAUUAAUUUGACAAGGCCUGAGUUUGAGGACCAUAGAAAGGUAAUUGAAUCGCAUGGCGCCAGCUCAGUCAAAACUAAAUCCAAUGGCAAUUUCAACUUGUCUCGCAUUGUCAAAUCAGCGAAUCCCAUCCUAUCUUCUUGAGAGAUGAAGGGCAGAGUGUUGAACGACCAAGUUCGCUAACAGUUAAUAGCGCAGAGUGGCUUUGUAUAUAUGUAGAAUACACGGUUUUGAAUACAUGUAGCUUGUGAGUGGACCAAACCCAGUUUUGUGUGCAGACCAUACUUGUAAUUUCGUCAUGAAGGAAUGUGGAAUGAUACAGCCAACUCCAAUGUUUGUUCCGGAGGCCGUCUUGUAUAGUGUUUCGAGGAUGUUAUCGUUGAUUGUGGACUCUAUUUCGUUGCAA